GAAGUAUUUCCUGUAUCGCGACAUCCGGUGCGGUCGCGGUGUUGACGCGUUUACUGUGUGUGAAAAAAGUUGUAUUUUCUCUUUUUUAAAAAUGAGUUUCAACGAUGAUAGUGGAUUACACGAUGAUGCUAAUGAUAAAGAUGAUAGAGCUCAUUUUGUAGCACCGAUUAUUCAAGAUAAUGCGGAUGGAUGGGGUCCUUUUGGUUUACUUGAUCCAUUUAAAGACAUGCCGUACCAGCCAUUUUCCAAAGGAGAUAGGCUCGGCAAGAUAGCAGAUUGGACGGGAUCUGCAUUCCAGGAUAAGAAAUUUACAAAUAAAUAUGCAUCGCAAUUUGGUUCUGGAAGCCAAUACGCUUAUUAUCACGACGAAGAUGAGUCGACAUUCCACUUGGUGGACACCACGAGGGUACAGAAACCUCCAUAUCAACGUGGACGUUAUGGCAGACAUAAUCAACGCAAUAUGCGCGGUCGUGGCGGUCAACGAGGUGCAAUGAAUCAGAUGCAAGCUCUAGGCAAAUUGAAAUUACGUGAACGUGAACGUAAGGGACAAACAAAACGUUGGGGUCGUCAGCAAGGUUUUCGAAAUCAUAAAAAUCAACCACCAAUUAAAAUUCGCGAUGCUUCUGUCACUGUACGUCCCGAUUGGGUAACUAUCGAGGAAAUGGAUUUCCCACGAUUAGCAAAAUUAUCUCUUCCUGGUGUUAAAGACGGUGAGGAUGUUCUCUGCUGUGGCUCUCUCGAAUAUUAUGAUAAAUCAUAUGAUCGUGUCAAUGUGAAAAAUGAGAAACCUCUACAAAGAAUUGAUCGUAUUUUCCACACUGUUACAACAACUGACGAUCCAGUGAUUCGUAAACUUUCCAAAACUGAAGGCACUGUUUAUGCAACUGACGCUAUUCUCGCCACAAUUAUGUGUUGCACACGCAGUAAUUAUUCAUGGGAUAUCGUCAUUGAAAAAAUUGGCGACAAACUCUUUUUUGAUAAGCGUGACAAUACUGAAUUCGAUUUACUCACUGUUAAUGAGACAAGCGUUGAACCACCGCAAGAUGAUGGCAAUUCAUUGAAUUCACCGAGAAAUUUGGCUCUGGAAGCCACAUUCAUCAAUCAUAAUUUCUCCCAACAAGUUCUUAAAUCAAACGAACCACGUUAUAAAUUCGAUGAGGGUAAUCCAUUUAUUUCCGAAGAGGAAGAAAGUGACGUUGCAAGUGUCGCUUAUCGUUAUCGUAAAUGGGAUUUGAACAAUGGAAUUGUAUUAAUUUCAAGAUGUGAACACGAUGCCGUUAUGCAGGGUCCAAAUAAUGAAACACAAUUUUUAACUGUAAAAGCAUUGAACGAAUGGGACUCAAAACUCGCUAAUGGCGUUGAAUGGCGUCAAAAAUUGGAUACACAACGCGGUGCAGUACUCGCCAAUGAAUUACGUAACAAUGCCUGUAAAUUGGCAAAAUGGACAGUUCAAGCACUUCUCGCUGGUUCUGAUCAAAUUAAAUUUGGAUAUGUUUCAAGAGCAAUGGUACGCGAUUCAAGUAAACAUGUCAUUCUUGGAACACAACAAUAUAAACCGAAUGAAUUUGCCACUCAAAUUAAUCUCAAUAUGGAUAAUGCUUGGGGUAUUUUGCGAUGUAUUAUUGAUAUUUGCAUGAAACAAAAGGAUGGCAAAUAUUUGAUAAUGAAGGAUCCGAAUAAGCCAAUGAUCCGUCUCUAUGAUAUUCCUGAUAACACUUUCGAGAGCGAAGGAGAUGAAGAUGACGAAGAUGAACCUAUUAAUGAUGCCUUUCAAAGUUAACAGACACGUCUAAAAUCAUCUACAUUUGAUUUUCUACAAGAAUCUACCAAUUUUUUUGCAGUAAUUUAUAUUGGCUAAAAGGACGACGAUUUUUUUUUUUCUAUCGUUGUGAAAAGCAAAUUAUUUAUUACUGUGAUAAUAAAAGAAAGCACAAUUUGGAAGUCGCUAAA
Molecule: messenger RNA, 1950 nt
Organism: Leptopilina boulardi
Lineage: Eukaryota; Metazoa; Arthropoda; Insecta; Hymenoptera; Figitidae
Gene: eIF3d1
Product: eukaryotic translation initiation factor 3 subunit D
Exons: 3
Coding region: 92-1780 (562 amino acids)
Biological process (GO): translational initiation
Cellular component (GO): eukaryotic translation initiation factor 3 complex; cytoplasm
Molecular function (GO): translation initiation factor activity
Source: RefSeq, a predicted model, not a curated record